Messenger RNA from Candidozyma haemuli, 495 nucleotides. RefSeq lists its product as uncharacterized. The record is from RefSeq and is a predicted model, not a curated record. NCBI's taxonomy places the organism in Eukaryota, Fungi, Ascomycota, Pichiomycetes, Serinales, Metschnikowiaceae. The coding region runs from base 1 to 495 and encodes 164 amino acids. The transcript has a single exon.
AUGGACCCAUGGAAACAGAUUGAACAGCGCUUGCAGAGCAGAGAUAAGCUAGAAAAACAGGAUUCAGAAUACUACAAGGCAUUCUCCCAGUUGGCUCGGCUACUACCGGCAAACGACCCGUCUUUGGCCGAGAAAGAACGGGUUCUGUUGGUGCUGGAGAACGAAACGUUGGUGGAACGGUUGAACCAGCAAACGCUACGGCUAGAGGCGCUGGAGUCGAAGGGAUUGCAAUUAGAGAAACGGAUUCGGGGACUUGAAGCAGGGAAUGCCAGGUUGAACCUGAAAAUAGAUGCUCUUGGCCAAGAGGUGGCAGAGAAGAAUAGGGCUGUGGAGAUUGUCAAUGACGAGUACUUGAUACACCAGAUCCAGCAGAACGUGCUUAAAGAUGAAAUAGCAGCACUUAAGGAGGAGAAUGCGCUGUUGGUGCUGCGGUGGAUGGCCCGGGUGGCCAAGGACGCCGAGUCCAUGAACCUCCAGAACGAGGAGGGAAGGUGA